AUGAACAGGUUUACACCCUUAAUUUGCAGCAAACCUUGCUUAUCAAGGCUUCGAAUCGCUAUUAGUGAAGCUUAUACAGGGAGUAGUCAUGUGUGGACUCCACACUGUGGAGCUUUUCUUCUUAUAGAAUUGCUUUCCUAUAUGAAAGCAGUUGAAGAGUGUACUGGUUGGUACACUCCCUACCCUGAUGAUGAUAAAGUUUUUUAUCUUAGUGUUCAUAUUAGGAUAUAA
Molecule: messenger RNA, 231 nt
Organism: Clunio marinus
Lineage: Eukaryota; Metazoa; Arthropoda; Insecta; Diptera; Chironomidae
Source: the annotation of a GenBank genome assembly